Sesamum indicum (sesame) is the source of this 1357-nucleotide messenger RNA. Its product is annotated as Oxidoreductase family protein. The record is from RefSeq and is a predicted model, not a curated record. NCBI's taxonomy places the organism in Eukaryota, Viridiplantae, Streptophyta, Magnoliopsida, Lamiales, Pedaliaceae. Gene Ontology annotation, molecular function: nucleotide binding.
UCCAAUAUAAAAAUGGAGCACGAACUACCCAUCCUUCUUACUUCUGUGAACUCUGCUCCUCAAAUUCACUGCUUGGGAACUAAAAGGUUAUACUGAAAAAAUCUGCACCAAUUACAGCACUCUGAUGGCUGAUGGAGUAGUAAAAUAUGGAAUAAUUGGAGUUGGGAUGAUGGGAAGAGAGCAUCUCAUCAAUCUUCACCACCUAAGGAGUGAAGGUGUUGCUGUGGUUGCCAUAGCUGAUCCUUACUUGCCUUCUCAACAAGAAGCAGAGAGGCUUGCACCCUCUUUCGACUGGCCUCUUCAGGUUUUUUCGAGUCACAAGGAGCUGUUGGAUAGUGGGCUGUGCAAUGUAUUGGUUGUUUCAACCCCAAACAUGACUCACUUUGAAAUCUUGAUGGAUAUUAUCAGCCACCCGAAACCCCAUCAUGUGUUGGUGGAGAAGCCUCUCUGCACAACUGUUGCCGACUGCAAAAAGGUCGUAGAUGCUGCUAGAAGUAGACCAGAUAUCCUAGUACAAGUUGGCUUAGAAUAUAGAUACAUGCCCCCUGUUGCUAAACUGAUUGACGUGAUUAAGGGUGGAAAUUUGGGACAAGUGAAGAUGGUGGCUAUCCGGGAACAUCGAUUCCCAUUUCUAGUCAAGGUCAACAAUUGGAACCGAUUCAACUGCAACACUGGGGGUACCCUGGUAGAGAAAUGCUGCCACUUCUUUGAUCUCAUGAGGCUAUUUGCAGGUGCUGAUCCUGUCCGUGUCAUGGCCUCUGGAGCUAUUGACGUAAACCAUAAAGACGAAAUUUAUGAUGGGAAGGUACCUGAUAUAAUCGAUAAUGCAUAUGUAAUUGUUGAAUUCGAAAAUGGUUCACGGGGCAUGCUCGAUCUUUGUAUGUUCGCUGAAGGCAGUAAAAACGAACAAGAGAUAUCUGUUGUUGGUGACAUUGGAAAGGGAGAGGCAUUUGUUCCCGAGAGCAUUGUUCGUUGGGGCACUCGAGUAGAAGGUAGAGAUGGAGUUAAGACGUUAAAAGCGAAGGACGAUCGUAUAAAAUAUGAUGGGCUACACCAUGGUUCCAGCUAUCUGGAACAUCUUCAGUUUUUGUCUGCAGUGAGAGCUAAGGGAGCACAAGCUCCAGCAGUAGAUCUGCAUGACGGGUUGAUUUCAGUGGCUAUAGGAGUCGCAGCGCAGCUGUCGAUUGAGAAGGGUCGAUUUGUAACUAUCGAGGAGGUCAUGAAAUAAGCGCCUCGAUUGUUCGACGUUCUCUGUUCUGGUUUCUUUCUCAACUUCAACAGAAGGAACUUGUCGGAGAAAUAGUAUUUGUGAAUGGCAAGCCGAGCAAUUCUAGAGCUUCUCGCAGAUACUGAAGAA